CUUUGCAACUAUUAAUCAGCGGUUACGCAAACGCAGAAUCGGCGCAUGCACCGACACAAACAGCGUUCGGCUCCCGGUGAAAGCCAAACUUGAGCCUCGCUCGGCCGCUGACACGCAGCUCCGUCACUUGCGCUCUAACCACUCGUUCUUCCAUCUUCCUUUUGUUUUUGUCCGUCGCGCGUGUGCGCGCGCGUGCGCGUGUGUCGGUUAUUUCCUCCCCUUCUCCUUUGCCGCCGCGCUGUGCUGGGGGACUGUGAAUGGCAGCCAAUGGGAGGGUUGAGUCCCCUCAGCCUCUCAGCCUCCCUGACAUCCACAGCGAGAAAGUGAUGCAGCGCGACUGAGACGCGCAGUUGAGGUGGAACAACGGGCAACAAAAGCUGCAGCGAACGGAUACACUUGGCUCCGACGGGCUCCUUUCGCAUCACUGGGACCAUCUUCGUCUUCAGAAUAAACUUCAUUAUCAGGUGCCGGCCGCUGCCCGCGUGACUGAGGAACCUCUUCUGCUUCUGCACAUGACAGCAUGAGGACCGAUUCCAUUCUCUGACCGCUGGACCCAGAGCGACCGGGGGACGACCAGGCCGUGGCGCCGCCGCCAUGGAUAGAAGGAGAGCGUGCGUGCUGAUGGUGCUGUGGGCCGCGGCCCACCUCAGCUGCCCGGGCUCCGGGCUCAGGGCCCUGCGGAGGACUACGGGGGGGCGCAGGGGGGCUGCGGGGCUGACGGGGGAGGACGCCAACGGGGUGCCGCUCAGGCGCUCCAAACGGGGCUGGAUGUGGAACCAGUUCUUCCUGCUGGAGGAGUACACGGGCUCGGACAUGCAGUACGUCGGAAAGCUGCACUCAGAUUCAGACAAGGGAGAUGGAAGCGUGAGGUACGUCCUCACGGGGGAAGGAGCGGGGACCCUCUUCAAGAUAGACGAGAAGUCCGGGGACAUCCACGCCACCAAGCGGCUGGACCGGGAGGAGAAGUCCUACUACAUCCUCCACGCCAAGGCCGUCAACCGCUUCACCAGCGAGGCGCUGGAGGGGGAGUCUGAAUUCAUCAUUAAGAUCCACGACAUCAACGACAACGAGCCGCGGUUCACCAAGGACCCGUACAUGGCCAGGGUCCCUGAGAUGUCUGACAUCGGAACCUCGGUGAUUCAGGUGACGGCCACGGACGCAGACGACGCCACGUACGGGAACAGCGCCAGGGUGGUGUACAGCAUCCUGGAGGGGCAGCCGUACUUCUCUGUGGACCCAGAGACCGGCCUCAUUAAGACGGCGCUGCCCGGCAUGGACCGGGAAGUCAAGGAGAACUACCAGGUGGUGAUCCAGGCCAAAGACAUGGCCGGACAGAUGGGCGGCCUGUCCGGAACCACCACGGUCAGCAUCACCCUGUCCGACGUCAACGACAACCCGCCGCGCUUCACCAAGACUCUGUACGAGUUCAGAGUCCCCGAGACCCAGGAGCUGGGGUCCGAGGUGGGCGCCAUCCGGGCCUUGGACGCCGACAUAGGGGAGAACGCAGAGAUGGACUACAGGAUCAUCGGCAGCGACGGGCCGGGCAUGUUCGACAUCGUGACCAACAGGAGCACGCAGGAGGGCGUGAUCGUGCUGAGGAAGCCUCUGGACUUUGAGAAGAAGCGUCAGUACAGCCUCCGCGUGCAGGUGGAGAACGUCCACAUCAACCCCCGCUUCUUCUCCGUGGGGCCCUUCAGGGACGAGGCCACCAUCAAGAUCGUGGUGGAGGACGUGGACGAGCCGCCGGUGUUCGAGCGGCCCAGCUACGUGAUGGAGGCCAAGGAGGACGCGGCGCGGAACACCGUCAUCGGCUCGGUCAGCGCCACGGACCCGGACGACAGGAGCAGCCUGGUCAGAUACUCUAUUGAUCGAAACACGGACAUGGACCGAGUGUUCAACGUCCAUGCAGGCAACGGGUCAGUGUUCAUCCUCCGGGAGCUGGACAGAGAAGAACACGCCUGGCACAACAUUUCCGUCAUCGCCACCGAGUUCAACAACCCGCGCCAGAUCAGCCGCGUGCCCGUCUACAUCAAAGUGCUGGACGUCAACGACAACGCGCCCACGUUCGCCACCAACUACGAGACGUUUGUGUGCGAGAACGCCAAGGCCAAUCAGAGGAUACAAACCAUUAGCGCCGCAGACCCUGACGAGCCUCCAGGAGGACACCGCUUCUUCUUCAGCCUCGCACAGGAGGCUGCUGGGAAGGCGAACUUCUCUGUUCGCGACAAUAAAGGUAACACUGGUUCUGUGGCUAAACCACAGAGACCUGAAGCAGCACCAGUUACUAAACGUGACCCACACGUGAUGUUUCCAGACAACACGGCCUGGAUCUUGACCCGGAGGAACAGCUACAACAGCCUGCAGCAGAGCGUGCACCACGUGCCGGUGGUGAUCUCCGACGGGGACUUCCCCAUGCAGAGCAGCACCAACACGCUGACCAUCCGGGUGUGCACCUGCGACCGCGAGGGCAACAUGAAGCUGUGCAACGCCGAGGCGCUGACGGCGAGGGCGGGCCUGAGCACCGGCGCGCUGGUGGCCAUCCUGCUGUGUGUCAUCAUCCUGCUCAUGAUCGUGGUGCUGUUCGCUGCCCUGAGGAGGCAGCGGAAGAAGGAGCCUCUGAUCAUCUCCAAGGAGGACGUGAGGGACAACGUGGUCAGCUACAACGACGAGGGCGGCGGCGAGGAGGACACGCAGGCCUUCGACAUCGGCACGCUGCGCAACCCGGAGGCCAUCGAGGAGAGCAAGCAGCGGCGGGACAUCGUCCCAGAGACCUUCUACCCCCCGGUGCGACGGCCGGCGCCGCCCCCGACGCGCGACCACAACGGGGACGUGAGGGACUUCAUCAACCAGCGGCUGCAGGACAACGACAGCGACCCCACGGCGCCGCCCUACGACUCGCUGGCCACCUACGCCUACGAGGGCAGCGGCUCCGUGGCCGAGUCCCUCAGCUCGCUGGAGUCGGUGACCACGGAGGGGGACCAGGACUACCACUACCUGAGCGAGUGGGGCCCCCGCUUUAAGAAACUGGCGGACAUGUACGGCGGCGACGACAGCGACAGGGAUUCCUAACGAGCAGCUGGCGCACGGACGACGACGAGAGAAAUGUGAAACAAACACGUGUUUGAACUUUCGGAGGGGGAAGCGCUGGUGGAGGGAACCGGCCCAACGGACCCAGAAAGGAGCACCGUUUGUCCAAGUGCCCUUCGCCACCCACCGCCAUUCACGUUGCACCUCCACGUGAGCAGAUGUAGGCUUUGUGCGUCCGUCAGUCAGUGUUAGUUGCGUUGUUGCGAGGGCACCGUGGCAGGAAACUGUGUGUGAAGACUUAUUGUGUGUGUUAUAUGGGUUCGUACACGAGGCCCAAGUAUAUCUAUACUGAUAUUUUCAUUGCGUUUUUCCAAAGCUGCCUGUGAUGGACACACUCAAUCUGCAGUUUUGUAAGCCAACAGAUAUGCCUAUUAUGUAUUUUUCAGUGUUUCUGGGACAGAACCAUGCUGCAUAUAGUGAGUUGUAUCUUAGCUUGUGUACUUCUGGUAAUAUGAUACAAUACGCUGUACAGUUGAUUGAUUUCUAUGGUCCCAGUGUUUCCCCUCCUUCGGCAACAGCUCCCUCACAUUAGCCACUUACCCACUGUUGGGCCACAAGUGCCAGGAGGACAAUGUGGCACCGGCGCGUCUGACGAGGACUCCCAGCACGGUUCUGGGCGGAUCGGCAUUAGUUGGCAAGUGGCUAAUGGGUCAUUCCAGAUGAAAUUGACCAAAGCACCCACUGUCAGAAAAAUCUGAAAGAUUUCAUGAUAUAAGCUACAUCCAAGUUAUGCACUAAUUCCAAAUUCUACCCUUGAGGAUUUAUGGUUUUGAAGCUACUCACAUUUUUGGUGCAUGUAGAGAAAUUGGAAAUUUGGCCAAACAUUGAACACCUAUAAUUACCUCAUUUUUCAAGGUAGAAAGCUGAUAUAUAACUGAUUUAAUGCUAGUUAUGGGAUUUGUUGACUUUAAGAUGCUUUCAAUAGUUUGGUCAGUGCAUUAGAAGCUGUGGUAUUAGACUUCAAAUGUGACCUUUGAUUUAAAAGAAAAAAUAAAAUGUUUUAUGCCUUUGUA
Betta splendens (Siamese fighting fish) is the source of this 4100-nucleotide messenger RNA. RefSeq names its product cadherin-6-like. NCBI's taxonomy places the organism in Eukaryota, Metazoa, Chordata, Actinopteri, Anabantiformes, Osphronemidae. Gene Ontology annotation, biological process: multicellular organism development; calcium-dependent cell-cell adhesion; adherens junction organization. Gene Ontology annotation, molecular function: calcium ion binding; cadherin binding. Gene Ontology annotation, cellular component: catenin complex; plasma membrane; adherens junction. The transcript is spliced from 11 exons. The coding region runs from base 595 to 3069 and encodes 824 amino acids. The record is from RefSeq and is a predicted model, not a curated record.